Temnothorax curvispinosus is the source of this 553-nucleotide messenger RNA. RefSeq lists its product as uncharacterized. The annotation marks the transcript as partial. The transcript has 2 exons. The record is from RefSeq and is a predicted model, not a curated record. NCBI's taxonomy places the organism in Eukaryota, Metazoa, Arthropoda, Insecta, Hymenoptera, Formicidae.
AUGGAGCAGCUCGCCCAGUUCGUCUCCAAGAGCUUCGACAACGCGGCGGCGGCGGUGGCGGUGGCGGCUGCGACGAGCGUCGAGGCUGCCGCCGGCUGCAGGGCGGCCGCCGGCGGCAGGAUCACGCUCAGUGUCGCGCAUCUCAUCGGUGAUCGCGUCGCGGACGAUGGUGACCGGCAUGAAGCGGCGCAAGAGGCUGCGGCUAGCGUCGUCGAGACGAGCGGAAGCGUCGAGGAACCGCCGUCGCCGGAAGGUCGACUGCAACCGGAAGAUCUUUCCGUCACGGCCAAGAUCAAGGACAUCCGAGACACCGCGGAGAGCCUGCCACCCCUGAAAACGCCCGAGUUGAAGCUGUCGGUUCGCAAACUGCUUGGAUGCACCCCCUCGCCGCCGCCUAUAUCGAGGGAUCGAUCACCCAGCCCGGAGAAUUGCGUCGAAUUAAAAAGUCAAAGCUCGAGCGACGGCAAAACUCAUGCAUCCUCCAACGAUCAGGCCAAGGUGUCCUCGCAGGUUACAAGGUCGAGCGGACAGGGUCAAGAGGAUUCCGUUAAGG